AUGGCCUUCGAGCUCUUCCAGAAAAUCCGCGAUAGAUGUCGCUCCGAUAGUCUAGAGAGAAUUCUUUCUCUUGACCACCAGCGGACUUGUGAACUACCAAAAGAGCUUAAAGGAGAUAAACAACAUCAUCAGAAAGGUGAAAACACACAACAGCUCAGUGGUGACGGCAAUCCACAUCAACACAGUGAAGAAAACGCAGCUCUAGCAGAAGAUAGGAAAAUAUCAACUUCUAAGAAUUUUACCCCAAACACACCUGAUUGGACAGAAUUUGAAGGAUGCUUUGCUUCUGACAUGCUAACAGUAGACGGUAAGACAAAACUGAAGAGGCGCUUCUUCAUGGAGUUGUUGGAUAUUUCAUUACAUCACGUUUCUUUAUCGGAGAGUCGCAGACACAAGGUUCUAGACUUUCACCAUCCUCACCAACUUCACGAGAUAAUGGAACAUUGUAUCGAGUUGGACGAGAAUGGGCGAGAUCUGGAGCAGAUUCUGAGUGAUUGUAAAGAAACACUGAAAUACUGCAUACGAACAGGCCACCCAAGAUUUCUUAACCAGCUCUCUACAGGCAUGGAUAUGAUUGGUAUAGCAGGCGAGUGGCUCACUGCAGUUGCCAAUACUAAUAUGUUUACUUACGAAGUUGCUCCGGUAUUCACACUUAUGGAAGAAGUCCUACUACGCAAAAUGCUCAGCUUUGUUGGUUGGAAAGAUGGUGACGGAACCUUUGCACCAGGUGGAGCGAUUUCUAACUUUUACGGUAUGUUGGCUGCUCGACAUUCAAAGUUUCCCGACAUUAAAAGGAAAGGUUUUGCUGGUCAGUCACAGAUGGUCGUGUUUACAUCUUCUCAUAGUCAUUUCUCGAUGAAGAAAUCUGCCAGUUUACUUGGCCUGGGAACGGAUGCUGUCGUGUAUGUUGAUUGUGACAGCAGUGGACGCAUGCUGCCCGAGGACCUGACAAGGCGAAUUGACCUAAGUCUGACAAGAGGUGAAGUGCCUCUCAUGGUUAACGUCACGUGCGGUACUACAGUGUUUGGUGCAUUUGAUCCAGUCAACGACAUAUCCGCUAUUUGCAAGAAAUACAAUAUAUGGCUUCAUGUUGAUGGUGCUUGGGGAGGAUCUGUAUUACUGUCUGAAAGACACAGACACUUGUUAGCAGGCGUAUCUAGUGCUAACUCUAUGACAUGGAAUCCACACAAGAUGAUGGGAGUACCGCUACAGUGUUCGGCGAUCCUUCUCCGUCAGAAGGGUAUUCUCCAUGAUGUGAAUGCACUAGGCGCUUCCUACUUAUACCAGAACGACAAACAUUAUGACGUCACGUAUGAUACUGGCGAUAAAACAAUACAAUGUGGACGUCAUAACGACGUAUUUAAACUGUGGCUGAUGUGGAGAGCAAAGGGUGACAAGGGUUUCGAGAGUCAAAUUGACAAAAACUUCAGGCUUGCCAAGUAUUUGAUGAACAAAAUUCAUGAAAGACCAAAUUUCAAACUUGUCAAUAACGAGUUCCAGGCGCCAAAUGUUUGCUUCUGGUUCAUACCUGAUAGCGUAGCCUGUGUUGAAGAUCCUGACAAAUACAAGACUGAACUAGGAAAGGUUGCUCCUAGACUGAAGGCUGCGAUGAUGGAGAAAGGUUCGAUGAUGCUAGCUUAUCAACCUUUACUUGACUUGCCAAACUUUUUCCGUGUGGCUAUUUCGAAUCCAGCUCUCCAAGAAUCAGACCUGGACUUCGUUGUCAGUGAGCUAGAACUUUUGGCGAAAGGUAUAUAACAGUGUAUCCUAUCACCCUGUCAAUAUAUUAUGAUCACAUCGUUGUGUAUAGUGUAUGUCAUUUCCACCAUCGCGGGCGAGAGCCAUGGACAAAUU
This is a messenger RNA of Ylistrum balloti, 1854 nucleotides long. RefSeq names its product glutamate decarboxylase 1-like. The coding region runs from base 1 to 1758 and encodes 585 amino acids. The transcript is spliced from 13 exons. Gene Ontology annotation, biological process: carboxylic acid metabolic process. Lineage: Eukaryota; Metazoa; Mollusca; Bivalvia; Pectinida; Pectinidae. The record is from RefSeq and is a predicted model, not a curated record. Gene Ontology annotation, molecular function: pyridoxal phosphate binding; carboxy-lyase activity. Gene Ontology annotation, cellular component: cytoplasm.